UACACUGAUCCAUUCCCAGCUUCUUCGCACAGUACAGGACGCCCCGUCCGGCCUCAGCUUCAUCUGCCCGGGCUUGGUAAACAACAGCAGACCCUGCACACUAAAGGUACCCGGGUGGAUGAGAGACAGUCCAGAGGGUCGGUUGGCACCCACUUACUCCUCUCUGCAAGGCGCCCCGCAGGACAGAAGCGGUACAAGUCACAGGCAAACAUGGCUUUGAAGAUUGUCAAAGGGAGCAUCGAUCGGAUGUUCGAUAAAAACCUUCAGGAUUUAGUACGUGGCAUCAGGAAUCACAAGGAAGAAGAGGCCAAGUACAUCUCCACAUGCAUCGAUGAAAUCAAACAGGAGCUCAAGCAGGACAACAUCGCUGUCAAAGCCAAUGCCGUGUGCAAGCUCACCUAUCUUCAGAUGCUCGGCUAUGAUGUCAGCUGGGCCGCUUUCAACAUCGUUGAAGUCAUGAGCUCCUCCAAGUUCACAUACAAGAGGAUUGGCUACCUGGCGGCCUCUCAGUGCUUUCAUGAGAGCACUGAUGUCAUCAUGCUGACAACCAAUCAGAUUCGAAAGGAUCUCAGCAGUCCCAACCAGUAUGACACAGGUGUUGCCCUCACCGGCCUCUCUUGUUUUGUAACCCCUGACCUGGCUCGGGACCUGGCAAAUGACAUUAUGACACUGAUGUCCCACACUAAACCGUACAUCAGAAAGAAAGCGGUGUUGAUCAUGUAUAAGGUUUUCCUGAAGUACCCGGAGUCCCUGCGACCUGCUUUCCCCAGGCUGAAGGAGAAACUGGAGGACCCAGACCCAGGUGUCCAGUCUGCAGCAGUAAAUGUGAUCUGUGAGCUGGCUCGGAGGAAUCCCAAGAACUACCUGUCUCUGGCCCCGCUCUUCUUCAAGCUCAUGACCUCCUCCACCAAUAACUGGGUUCUCAUUAAGAUCAUCAAACUGUUUGGUGCGCUCACACCACUGGAGCCACGGUUGGGGAAGAAGCUGAUCGAACCUCUGACCAACUUAAUCCACAGUACCUCUGCCAUGUCGCUGCUGUAUGAAUGUGUCAACACAGUGAUAGCAGUGUUGAUUUCGUUGUCGUCGGGGAUGCCUAACCACAGUGCUAGUAUCCAGCUCUGUGUGCAGAAACUGCGAAUCCUGAUAGAAGACUCGGACCAGAACUUGAAGUACCUGGGCCUGCUGGCUAUGUCAAAGAUCCUGAAGACCCACCCCAAGUCAGUGCAGUCUCACAAAGACCUGAUCCUCCAGUGUCUGGACGACAAGGACGAGUCCAUCCGCCUCAGAGCUCUGGACCUGCUCUAUGGGAUGGUGUCCAAAAAGAACUUGAUGGAGAUCGUGAAGAAGCUGAUGCUGCAUGUGGACAAAGCGGAGGGAACGACCUACAGAGACGAGCUGCUCACCAAGAUCAUCGACAUCUGCAGCCAGAGCAACUACCAGUACAUCACCAACUUCGAAUGGUACAUCAGUAUCCUGGUGGAGCUGACCCGGUUAGAGGGCACACGGCACGGCCACCUCAUCGCCUCUCAGAUGCUGGACGUGGCGAUCCGGGUCAAAGCCAUCCGAGGAUUUGCCGUUGCCCAGAUGGCAACUCUGCUGGACAACGCUCACCUGUUGACGGGCAACGUGCAGCGGAAGGGCAUCUGUGAAGUGCUGUACGCUGCAGCCUGGAUCUGUGGGGAAUUCUCAGAACACCUGGAGAACCCGAUGCAGACAUUAGAGGCCAUGCUGCGACCGAAGGUGGCCACCUUACCGGGCCACAUCCAGGCCGUGUACGUACAGAAUGCAGCCAAGCUGUUUGCCACCGUGCUGAAGAGCGGGGAGGGGAGCGCGGACAGCACUGCAGCACAGGAGAUGAUGAUUGAGAGGCUGCCGUUGUUCGUCCAGAGCGCCAACCUGGAGGUGCAGGAGAGGGCGUCCUGCAUCCUGCAGCUGGUCAAGUACAUCCAGAAACUGCAGCAGAAGGAUGUAGAAAUAGCGGAGGAAGUCAUCGCUCUGUUCGCUGGAGAACUCAACCCUGUUGCCCCAAAGGCACAGAAGAAAGUGCCUGUUCCUGAAGGUCUGGACCUCGAUGCCUGGAUCAACGAGCCUCCGUCUGAGAGCGAGUCUGAGGACGAGCAGCCCAAGGCUAUUUUCUCCAAGGAGGAGCCCAAACACUCCCGCCCCCGUCACACCGAGGUGGACGAGAAGGAGCUGGCAAAGAGGAGAGAAGCCAGAAAGCAGGAGCAAGCCAACAACCCGUUCUACAUCAAGGCCUCCCCGUCCUCUCAGAAGGUGUACCAGGAGGCCCCCGGAGUGGAGCACAUCCCUGUCGUGCAGAUUGACCUCACUGUGCCUCUCAAAGUCCCAGGUCUGCCUAUGUCCGACCAGUAUGUGAAACUGGAGGAGGAGCGUCGGCAGAAGGACAGAGCCGAUAAGAAGAAGAAGGAGAAGAAGAAGAGGAAAGAAAAGCGCAGCGGACGAGGGAAGAAACACGACUCGGGUCCAGAGAGCGAGGAGGACAUCACGCCUGCGCACAUGGUCGACAUUGUUACAGAGGAGAUGCCAGAGAAUGCCUUACCCAGUGAUGAUGAUGACAAAGAUCCCAAUGACCCUCACAAAGCCCUGGACAUCGACCUGGACAACUUGGUGCAGAAGGCCGCGAUCAGGCCUCUUGCGGACAGUGAAAAGCUGCCCGUCAGGUCACACCGUGCUGCAGAGGUUCUGAAAAGCCCUGCUGAAGAUGGAGACGCAGAGAGGAGCGUCUCACAGGAGCCCAAGAAGAAGAGCAGCAAAGAAAAGAAAGAGAAGAAGAAGGAUAAAGACAGGGACAGGAAGAAGAGCAAAGAAGAGAAAAAGAAAAAGAAGCACAAACAUGAGGACAAGGGGGAGGAUCUUCUCGGGGGUCAGGAGGACGAGCCUGUGGUCCAAUCAGAGGAAACCAGUGAGGUGGCGGCACCGCCCUCCUCCACCACCGCUGAGGUUUCGGAUCUGGAUUUCUGGCUCUCAAACGCUCCAGUGCCCUCUAACACCCAGGGAGCAGCAACAGUAGCAGCAGCAGCAGCAGCAGACCCUGUGCCUGAGGCGGCUUCUGGCGCGGCGCCAGACUCUGAGCCUGAAGAGCCCAAAGACACCGAGGCGGAGGAGACUAAGUCCUCCAAACACAAGAAGAAGAAGCAGAAAAAGGAGAAGGAAGAGAAGGAGAAGAAAAAGAAGAAGAAGCAUCAUCAUCAUCACCGCCACAGUGACGCAGGAGGGGAGGAGUCGGUGCAGAACGGCACCGUGGAGGAGGAAGAGCCGCUGCCGCCCAUGUCCAAUUACUGCCUGCUGGCGGAGAACUCCUACAUCAAGAUGAUGUUGGAGGAUGCUGAUCAGGUGAACGACAUCCAGGGGAAUCUGCAGGAUGGCAGUCAGGUGGUGGUGUCGGUUAUCUUUGAAAACAAGUGUGAGAGCUUCCUGAAAUCCAUGGAGUUCAACGUGCUGGACUCUCUCAACUCCAAGCUGCAGAGGCCGGAGGGAUCGGGGGCGCAUGAUGGCCUCACCGUCCCCUUCCAACUCCCCCCUGGGGUUUCCAAUGAGGCGCGGUUUGUGUUCACCAUGCAGAGCAUCGUGAUGCCGCAGAAACUGAAGGGAACCCUCACCUUCAUCGUCAAGAAUGAAGACUCCUCUACUCAUGAGAAACUGGACUUCAAACUGCACUUUACCUGCACCUCCUACCUGAUCACUACUCCCUGCUACAGUGAUGCGUUCGCUAAGCUGCUCGAGUCGGGCGACCUGAAGUGCAGCUCCGUCAAACUGGAGGGAAUCAGCAUGCCCUUCCACCACCUCCUGGCCAGGAUCUGCUUCCACCACCAUUUCUCUGUGGUGGAGAGGAUCGACUCCUGUGCCUCCAUGUACAGCAGAUCUAUCCAGGGUCACCACGUCUGUCUGCUGGUCAAAACUUCUGAUCAGACGGUGUCCAUUGACGCUAAAUGUGACGAGCCGACGCUGCUCGGGAAUGUGCUGGAUGAGAUCAAGCAGACCUUCUCUCAGUGCUGAUUGUGUCCGACAGCCCCAGGGUGCCCCCCCGACCCCUCCAUGCAACCCCCCCUCGCUGCAACACAACAUAAUCAUGUUACGAAACACUGCGGCUGGCACUCCCAGUAUCGCCCUAUUUAUUAGUCCUCAGAUUCACAAAAUUUCUACCCCCUUACCUUCUUCCUCUUCACUCUCUGUUCCGCUGAGCUCUGUGGUCACUCCCACACACUCCAUGUUGUUUUACAGACUCACUGUGUAAAUGCGCCGUCUUCUCUGCAGCGCACUUUCAUCUUUACUUCCUGGUUUCCCAUGACUGUACUGAGGUCGUUCUUCUGGAUGCCCUGCGUCCUCGGCUCCUUCCUGUGUACCUUCACUCUGUCGGAAAUUCACUCUGUGACAGUCAUGUAAUGUAGUGUUGACAACUGGACUUUUGCUGUUGAUGGUUGAAAUGUGAUUUUACUGUUUUGCAGUUCUUUUUUUGUCUUUGGUUUGUUUGUUGUUUUGUCUCUUUUCAUUUGUCUGAAACCUGUCUGCGCCUUUGUCUCGCCCCUUUUCUUUCUGCCCUCUUAACGACAGUGUUUGUGCUGCUCAGCUUUGUAGACCAUGCAACUGAUGUUUCUCAAACUGGAAAAUGGGGACUCUAACCUCCUCACAGUAGUGGGGAGGUGUAACCAAAGCUACAUAUAAGGCAUGGAUUUUAAACUUCUUUCAGAGCCGUUGCCCUACUUGCCUUUUGACAAGGCUCAGAGCAGAUCUGCUGGUGUUAGUUCAACACAAUCCUUGUGAGGCACUACGGGUGAUUAGUACAGUAGAUGAGUGGUUGCUCUGUGCCUUAGCUGUGCAGUCUGACCUAUUCCAGCGCUUUGUGAGUUUCGUAGAGCCCCCCCUCUCUACCCAGUCUAUCUGCUCCCUCAAUCAACUGUGCUAAGCUGCAGUUUGAUCCCCUAAGAACUUCCAACAUAUCAUUCCUCUCCCAAAUCAAAGAUUAAUUUGAAGAUAUCAAAAUAAUUCAAUUUAACCUCAGAGUAGUGUGCAGUCUAACGUGAGAUCUCUGGACGUUGCCUCCUUUUAUCAGCCUCGUCUUCAACUCACAGAUGGAUUUGUCAGUUAAAUAGAAGAUGUUGUAUUCCUGUAAUACACAGAAAGAUACUGUUAUUUUUAUGGAACUGAUAUGGUGCUGAGGGCCUUUAUUUGUGUCACCAUAUGGUCAAGUUAGGGACAGAAUAAUCUGGCAUGAAGCUGCCCGUGUUACAUCGCUGUCCUGCCUCCUUUCUUUAGGAAAGUCAAAUUUGACUAGCUGAGAGACGACAAAACCUGUCCUCUAAUGUUAAAACAUUCAGGUUGCAAGUUGUUUGUAAGCAGAAACUGUGGUUACAUUUCAAUCAGUAUUAGGCAACAUGACUGCCAAUGUAAGGGAGCCUCCACACUGUUAGCAGCAGCUUUGUCUGUCUUCAUGAGGAAUUAUGUGAGACAUUUACACCUGUGCCACUGACUAGCAUUGCAGUAGCUUUACUGACACCCAGAUAAACCCAAAGGUUUCCUUUCCCUUCAGAAACUGCCUUCCCGUUUUUUGUGCAUUGACAUUGUGACAACAUGAACGGGCCACGUUUAUUUUUAAAUGGCUGCCUCUUGUUAAUCUCUCAGAGGUACUGUCUGAGGUCACUACCCGGUCCAGCACGACUUAACCUUGUUGUAGCAAGAUAAAAACCGACUCGGUAGCGUCUCUGAUCACACAUACUGGUAAGGCCCUCUUCAUAUCUGUCUGCUAUAUUAGAUAACGACUAUGAUAAUGAUGUCUGUGACCUGCAGAUCAGGUCAGCCAUUCCAUGAGAUCUUCUGUCCUGUAGUUGAGUCUGAAUGCCGAGUGAUCCGCUGUAUUUCAGAACCGUCACUAGAAAAUAAGUAUGUAUGUAUUCCCUGUUCCUGCAAAUGACUGAUAUAAUAGAACCUGGAAAAAAAAACAAUUCCCCUAAUCGUCCAUUGUCCUGAUUCUGAUCAUUAUCCUGUGCAUUUUUGAUUAAAAUGUGUAUAUUGCAUGAUUAGGAAUUUACACUUUUUAUUUCCUUUUAUUUCUGACAUGCUUACACAAAGAAAAACUUGUCAUUCCAGUUUGUCCUUUUUCUUUAUAGUUUUUUUUUUAAAAAGAAGUUUACUUGACCAUUCUCUAUUUUUGAUGGUAUUGUGUUUUUAUCUACAAGUUCAGACAACUAAAAAAAAAAAGUGAUAUCGUUGAAUGUUUUAAAUUAUUAAACACAGGGGAAGGAAGGGGGUUAUAUUUGGUGUCAUUACACUAACGGCAUGGGGCUCCCUAUAAUAAGUGGAAUGGAACAGGUCAUAUGAAGCAGUGUACUGAGAGGCGACCCACUCUGUCUUAAGCUCUGUUGGUUCAGUUGUAGUGAGUUAUUUUACCAAGUUUGGCUUGUGACAUUGAAAUAUACUCUGGUAUGACUCUGAAUUUGGAAGGUCCUGUCUUUUCAUUUCUCCAUAUUCCAUUAUCAAGCUGUACAAUGUAAAAUGUUUUAAAGGGGACAACAUAAAUUAUCUACAUUCCCUUUAAAGAAAGUCCACCCAAAUUAAAAAUAAAGGCUUUCAGAAGCGUCUGUA
Eleginops maclovinus (Patagonian blennie) is the source of this 6600-nucleotide messenger RNA. It is a transcript of the gene ap3d1, whose product is annotated as adaptor related protein complex 3 subunit delta 1. NCBI's taxonomy places the organism in Eukaryota, Metazoa, Chordata, Actinopteri, Perciformes, Eleginopidae. Bases 211 to 4017 code for a protein of 1268 amino acids. The transcript has 35 exons. The record is from RefSeq and is a predicted model, not a curated record. Gene Ontology annotation, cellular component: presynaptic endosome; AP-3 adaptor complex; endosome membrane. Gene Ontology annotation, biological process: synaptic vesicle membrane organization; anterograde synaptic vesicle transport; protein targeting to vacuole.